This is a messenger RNA of Caenorhabditis sp. 36 PRJEB53466, 904 nucleotides long. NCBI's taxonomy places the organism in Eukaryota, Metazoa, Nematoda, Chromadorea, Rhabditida, Rhabditidae. The record is from the annotation of a GenBank genome assembly.
AUGACUCUCUCUUUCCGCGUGAAUCCCGACUACGCGGCCAUGUCCGAAAUCGUGCCGGGCCUGUUCAUCUGCGGAGUUUCCGCGCUCACCAAAGAAGAAAUGAAGAAAAACAAAAUCACUCAUAUUAUAAACGCGACGACAGAAGUGCCGAAUCUGAGGAGUCUCGGCGACAUCCAGAGGACCAAGCUGUGGCUGGAGGACACUCCGCAGACGUACAUCUACCCGCACCUCGAGCUUCAAUCCGAUCAGAUCCAGGCACUGAUUGCCGACGGAGGCAAAGUGCUCGUGCACUGUGUGGCCGGGGUCUCCCGCUCCGCUUCCAUCUGCCUCGCUUUCCUUCUCAAGUACAGGUACGUAUUCCUCCGGAUGAUCAGCAGAUUUCAAAUCUGCGGAGCAAACCAAUGAAUGAUAUCAUAGUUUUCCCAUGCUCGCACAAACACACGUGCUCCUCUCGGAAAACAAACCAUAAACAUUGUUUCAGAUGUCGCAAUCUCCGCGAAGCCUAUCAUUUGAUGAAAUCGAAGCGUUCGAUGGUCCGACCGAACCUUGGUUUCUGGCGCCAGCUGAUCGCUUACGAGCAGGUAUCAACUGCAUUCGGUUAUCAAGAGUACAAAGUCCGUGUGUUGUAGAAUGUAAAGGAAAACGCGGGUUCGGUGAGAUUGGUGAGGGACGAAGCACAGCCGGAGCAACUGCUUCCCGACGUUUAUCUGAACAUUGCCAUCCCAGCACGACCGCCGGUAAGAGCCCGUCAUCUCAAUAUUCCAUUCCAAAUGUGCUUCAGAGCCCCGAACAGGACCCAAAUGUGAUUCCUGAUGAGCCAAGAGAACGCAGGAAUUCGGGAUUCAAGUCGAAAUUCCAGCCAGUCUUGGAGCCAGUUAUGGAGAUGGCCGAAGCCGUCUGCUAA